Molecule: messenger RNA, 2084 nt
Organism: Stylophora pistillata
Lineage: Eukaryota; Metazoa; Cnidaria; Anthozoa; Scleractinia; Pocilloporidae
Product: lipoyl amidotransferase LIPT1, mitochondrial
Biological process (GO): protein lipoylation
Cellular component (GO): mitochondrion; cytoplasm
Molecular function (GO): lipoyltransferase activity
Source: RefSeq, a predicted model, not a curated record
GAUCUGCCAACUCUUAACGAAAACUUUAAUUCUUCACAGUACAUGACGAAUCCCGGGGGCGAGUGCUAGCCCUAGCUAAUUUACGCGAACACGGACCACUCUUUGCAAAAUGGUCACGCUCCCCUAGGCCUGGUACCUUGCGAGAAAGUGUGAGCUCUUCGUGAGCUCUUGGAACGAGAUUGACAAAAUGGCGGACGAAUCUGCCAGUUCAGUAUUAGCAUAGAGAUGAAAGUACAUUUGGUUGUCUCUAAAGGACUUAUUGUGGCAGAACUUGUCACUACAUCUCCAGAAAAGUAUGCGCCAUCUUUCUAACAAGGUUAAUGUCUGCAAAUUUGUGUACUUGAAAUGUCGAGCUCUAUCGCAAUGGACAGGUGAGAUUUCAGUAUAUAGGUCACUAUCCCAGAAUCCUUUUGAAAACUUGGCAUUUGAAGACUGGCUAUAUCUUAAUGCUGAUCUAACAAAACGAAGAAUCCUUUUUUUAUGGAGAAAUGAACCCACGAUAGUUAUAGGAAGACACCAGAAUCCUUGGGCAGAAUGCAAUUUAAAAAGUCUUCAGCAAAGUAAUGUUCAUUUGGCAAGGAGAAAAAGUGGCGGUGGAACAGUUUACCAUGAUUUAGGAAAUGUCAAUAUCUCAUUCUUUACUGCUCGUGAGCUCUAUGAUCGCAAGGGAAACUUAGCUCUGAUUGUGAAAGUAUUACGUGAAAGAUGGAAACUGGAUGUUGAAGCUUCUCCUAGAGAUGACAUACUUAUUGAUGGAAAAUUUAAAAUUUCAGGUACAUCGUCUAAGCUUGGAAGAAAUAUUGCAUUUCAUCACUGUACUUUGCUCUUGGAUGUUGAUGAAGCCUUGCUGAAAUCACUUCUUCAUCCUUGUUAUACAGACAUCUCUAGUAAAGCAACCCAGAGUGUCAAAUCAGAUGUCAUGAACUUAUCCAGUAAAGAUCACUCAAUAAACUUUGAGUCUGUCACAGCAGAAGUUGCUCAGAUGUUCUGUCAAAGUUAUGCUCCUAGAAUGAACAUAAAGAUGGUUGAUAUUGAUCCUUCCAAAGAUGAACACUUCCCUGGAAUAGUGGAUCUGAGGAAAGAGCUUGAAGAGUGGAAGUGGAUUUAUGGGAAAACUCCAAGAUUCUAUGUAACUUUUUCAACCACUUUAUCAGUGAGACACAUAUCGGCAAGAAUCACUUCUUACCAUGGUCUGUUGGAAGAUGUGAAUAUCCAGUGUGACGACAAGGAAAUGUGUCUACUCUUCACAAAGCUUGUCCAGGGGCUUAUAGGGAUAAAAUUUAAAGGUGAUGACAUUCAUACAGCCUUGCUGACAUUUUUUAACUCAGAAUCACUCACAGCUCUAGAUAGGCAACUUUGUUGUCAGUUUAUACAGUGGAUUGUCAGUGUAAUAUGAAUCAAAAAUAAAAUCAAGCCUGAAGGGUAAAAUCAAAGGACAUUCACGACCAUGUUAAAGCUGGAAACAUGCAACUACAAUUCAUACAAUUCAGUUUGAGUACUUGUCUGGAUUGUUUAAACUGUAUCACAAUGUUAUAAUAAUCAAGUUGAGAAUUUUUAAAGAAUAUAUCUCUGUCAUUGUCAUGUUUCAUGUUGACUCGUACCAUAAGCUUAAUAAAAUACGUUAAGAGUUUAGCAAGGGUUGGGUACAUGUACAUAUAGUGACUUAAAAAAAAAGGUUCAAUUCAUUGCAAUGGGCCAUUACAUUAAGAGAUCGUGUAUCACUUUUAAAGCCAGGGCUCAACACUAACAGUAGCCAACUAGCCACAGAUUAAUAGAAAUCCAGUUUUGGUUAGUGAUUUUUUAUUUCCAUUGGCCAGUUUGGCUAGUAAACAAACUGAAAUUGUUGUAACAUCUAAGUUGUCACUAGCCACUUGGCUAGUAUGUUGAAAAGCCCUGAAAGCUCAAUGCAUGUAUUUUUUCAGGUUUCUGUCACUAAAAAGAGAUGCCAUAUAUUAUUAUUAAUUUAUACUCCUGGGGCCCAUUUCUUGAAAAUUUUCAAGUUAACAACUAGCUAUGAGAUAGGGUCUUAUUAUUUUGGAAAGAAUACCAGGUUUUAUUGUGUCACACACCUGUUUCAAUGUUCC